Molecule: messenger RNA, 4189 nt
Organism: Oenanthe melanoleuca
Lineage: Eukaryota; Metazoa; Chordata; Aves; Passeriformes; Muscicapidae
Product: protocadherin beta-15-like
Exons: 1
Coding region: 161-2605 (814 amino acids)
Biological process (GO): homophilic cell-cell adhesion
Cellular component (GO): plasma membrane
Molecular function (GO): calcium ion binding
Source: RefSeq, a predicted model, not a curated record
GUCACUCACUGCCGGAACACCCCGGCUGCUUUCCGAACCGCCGGGGGAAUCUCACCCAGCCAGGGAAGGCGCCCGUCCCCCACUUCGCCGCUUUCCGCCGCCAAUCGCCCGGGACAUCCCCCACACCGAGCCCGGCCGCCGCCGCCGCCGCCGCCGCGCCAUGGCGAUCGCAAGGCAAGUGCUUUGUCUCUCUGCUUUCCUGGCGCUGCCGCUCGCUCGCGCCGAGCCCAUCCGCUACUCCGUAGCCGAGGAGGCGGAAAGCGGCUCCCUGGUCGGCAAGCUGGCGGAGGACGCGGGGCUGACGCCGCCGCAGCUGUCGGCUCGCCGCGCCCGCCUGCUCUCGGAGGACGGCCGGCAGCAUUUGCGCUUAGACCGCAGCUCCGGCCGCCUCCUCGUGGCGGGGAGGCUCGACCGGGAGGAGCUGUGCGCCCACUCGGCCACCUGCAUGCUCCCCUUCGAGCUGCUGCUCUCCGACCCCCUGCAGUUCUUUCGGGUCGAGGUAUCCCUGGAAGAUAUCAAUGACAAUUCACCCUUCUUCCCCGCGGAAAGUGUCAUAUUUAAGAUUCCGGAAAGGAGUGACCCGGGCACUCGUUUCCCACUACAGGUGGCUCGGGAUCUCGAUAUUGGCAGCAACACAGUCCAGGCAUACAGCAUCUCUCCUAAAAACGGGUAUUUUAGUGUUUCCUAUGGAACUCGGAUUGCAGGAAAGAAAUACCUGGAACUGGUCUUGGAAAAGCCGCUUGACAGAGAGGAGCAGGCAGAGAUGGAUUUUAGUGUUAUUGCUGAAGAUGGGGGAUCUCCUCCCAGGACUGGCACCACGGAAGCCCACAUUGUCAUUCUAGAUGUAAAUGACAAUGCUCCCAUCUUCACACAGGACGUGUACAUUGUAAAGGUUCUGGAGAACAUGCCAGAAGGUUCUAUGAUUCUGACUGUGCUGGCAACAGAUCAGGAUUCAGGAGCUAAUGGGAACAUUUCCUAUGAACUCAGUGAACCAGUGGAACUCAGGGACCCAGCAUUUGAGAUUGAUCCCAGAAAUGGUGAAAUAAAACUCACAAAACCCCUGGACUUCGAGGAAGCAGACACUCACGAGCUCAGUGUGAGGGCCACAGAUGGUGGGGGGCUCUCAGCAAUCUGCAAAGUGCAGGUGGAGGUGGUGGAUGUGAAUGACAAUGCCCCAGAGCUGGCGGUCAGCUCCUUCAGCAGUCCCCUCCCCGAGAACACAGUGCCCGGCACCGUGGUUGCCCUGUUUACGGUCAGGGACCGCGAUUCUGGUGCCAACGGGAAGAUCUCGUGUGCCCUGGACGAUCAGCUCCUCUUCUCCCUGCGGCCAGCCUACAAGAAUUACUAUGAGCUGGUGACAGUGAGCGCGCUGGACCGCGAGCACACGGCUCGCUACGUGCUCAGUGUCACAGCAGCAGAUGCGGGCUCGCCUCCUCUCACAAGCACGCACACCUUCACCGUGGACAUCUCGGACGUCAAUGACAACGCGCCCGUCUUCAACCAGACGUCCUACACCAUGUACGUGCGGGAGAACAACGCGCCCACGGUGUUUGUGGGAGCCGUGAGCGCUGCAGAUGCUGACGUGGGGCUCAAUGCCAAGGUGACCUAUUCGCUGGCCCCGGUGGCGGCGGCAGAGCGGCCCUCGUGCUCCUGCAUCUCGGUGAACUCUGAGAACGGACACGUGUUUGUGCUGCGGCCCCUGGACUACGAGCGCUUGCGGCAGAGCGAGGUGACGGUCAGCGCCUCUGACGCGGGCUCUCCUCCCCUGCGAGCCAACGUCACCGUGCGCCUCGUGGUGCUGGACGAGAAUGACAAUGCACCGCUCGUGCUCUACCCGGCCCAGGACAGCAGCCCAGCGUCCAGCGAGCUCGUGCCCGUGUCGGCCGAGCCGGGCUACCUCAUCACCAAAGUGGUGGCCGUCGAUGCCGACUCCGGACAGAACUCCUGGCUCUCGUACCACCUGCUCAGGGCCACCGAGCCCGGCCUGUUCAGCGUGGGUGUGCAGAGCGGCGAGGUGCGUCUCAAGAGGCCGGUGACAGAGAGGGACAGCGUGAAGCACAAGCUCCUUGUCCUGGUCCGAGACAACGGCAAGCCCCCGCUGUCAGCCACGGCAGCUCUGAGCGCGCUCCUGCUCAAGGACUUCUCCGACGUGCGCCUCCCGCACAGCAGCCCGCCCGCAGACGAGCAGGGCGACUCCCUGACCACCUAUUUAAUCAUUUCCUUGGUCUUUGUCUCGCUCCUCUUCCUCAUCUCCUCCGCGCUCUUUGUGGCUCGCAAGGUGUGCAAGAGCAAGGAGCUGAAGGCUGCCCAUGUGCUUUCUGGUGCCCACGACUUCCAGAGCGGCCUGGCCGAUGCAGCCGCUGCAGGGACCCUGCCCCGCGCCUAUUGCUACGAGAUCAGCCUCACCACGGGCUCGGGCAACAGCGAGUUCCAAUUCCUCAAGCCCAUCCUGCCCAGCCUGCCAGCACAGCACUGCGCCACGGGCCAGGGCCCCCAGGAGCAGCAACAGGAUUUCCCCUGUGUCCCUGUCAGCACAGAGGAUAUGGCACCAGACAAUGCUGGGACUCUCUCUGCAAGGCAGUUCAACGCUCUUGCCUUGAACUAGCCCAGGGUCUACACAUCCAGAGGCUUCAUGGCUCAUGGGAGAAUGGGCUGCAUGUUCCUCAUGUGGCAAUAAUUCCACCAGAUAAUACCUCUGCAUCCAAUUUGCAUAGUAAAUUUCUUGCAAAUUCUAAAUGAGGCUGAACUUUGUUUUCCACUGUAAAAACAAUCAGAAGGAAGAGAAGAUAAUCUGAUCCUUUCCCUCAGUCAAAAUUCUAUUUCACCUCCAUCACGGCAACUUUUUAUAGGCUGUAUUAACGCGCUCCCAGAAUUCCUCGUCUGUCUCUUGAUUUCAUAAUCUGUACUUAGACUUAUUAAUCUUUUUUAUAGGUCAAUGGGACAAUUGGGAAUAUAAACCUAACAGUUGCUGAAGAGACAGAAAGCCGUUUUUUCCAGCUUUGAAAAGCAAGUUUGUUCUGAAUAGUGUGUCAUUAACGUCCAUUAACGCAGGGCAUUUUCUUUCUGGAGGUCUCGAUAUCUCUAUCAGAGUUGGGAGGGCCCUUUCUGGUAUUUUUUUUCCUCAAUAUAUUUGUCUGUAGGACCCUUGUGCAUCUGCAGAUGCUUCACUGCUUCUGCCCAGUGAAACAGUGAAUUUCUCCCAUCCAGUCACUGCAUUGCUGGCAAUUUCUGCUCUACAAAGUCUAUUUUGACCCUAUGACUACAGAGGUUUCUUCUUCUUGCAGGAUGAGUGGAACAGGAAAAUGCACAACAAAAUCUUCCUUUGGCCCAUGUGUGAGUCUGGUGUUCUGUCCCCCUCGGAUUUUCUUGGAAAUAGUGCAUCAGCAGCUGUGGUAGGAUAGGCAAUGACUGUAGAGAGUCAGGAAAAGUUAUUCACUGUCUUUGUGUACAUGAAAAUGCCUCAGGUUCAUCAAAGAUAAUUUUCUGGAGUUAGAAUCAAGAACUUGAAAACCGGACUUGGAGUUUUCUUUCCUUAUUCUUGUUUCUGAAUUCGGUAGAUUUUUCUUUUUGGCAAUACAAAGCUGUCCAUACCAGAUUAUCUCUAUUUGUGUCAGAGCAUAUGCAUUCACAUUUUACGCUUUUCCCUUCUACCCUCUUAACUGCAGUGGGCAUUAACUAGCCCAUUCCUCUAGACAAGGACUGCCACACCAUCUAUAAUAACUGGUUGUUUGAAUAAUGUCUGUGAUACAUGAAAUACUUAGAAAGCCUCCCUGACACUAUUUUCUGCUGAAGUUACACAGUUUCACCUUGUAAAUUCGUACAAAUCUGGGUUUAGAAUAUUAAAAAAAUGUAGACCUGAAAUAAAGAGAACACACUGAAUAUAUUUGUGGAGAUCAAAUUAAUUGUAGAGACAUUCUUUCUGGGAAAGCUCUGUCUAUACCUUUAAAAUUCUGGGAGUUAAUUCUUCACUGUGUCCUUUGUCUGAAGCAAGGCUGGGUGGCUACAGCUCCAGAGUUUGGAGAUGCCGGCUGGAAGAGUGUUCAUUGCAUGCCCAUGAUGUCACAAUCAUCUAUCCCUUUGCAGUUUCUCCUGCUGAGGGAUACGGCUCUGUACCUCCGGGCUAAGCCUCGGCUUUAAGCUGGGCUGGGAAAGGCCGCGUCCGGUUCUUGCGGCCGGGUGUCUCGGGAGG